AUGCGCCCCGAGGCGGCGGCGGGAGCGCGGGGGGCGCGGGGGCACGGGUGUCCCUGCCCUGCGGACCGGCCCCGGGGGCCCCCUUCUCCCCCGCCGCGCGGCCCUGGCAGCCCCUCGCCGUGGAGACCGUGGACCCUGGCCCCCCGAGGUGCGGAGCCCACGGGAGCGGGCAGCCAGCUGGAGCCAGGGGGUGACCAGCAGACUUCCGGGUCAAAGGGCGCCUUCGGGUUUCGGCAUCCUGUAAGACUUUACCUCCCCGUCUCCAAGCGCCAGCAGUACCUGCAGGGCUCCGGGGAGAAGGUCCUGGCCAGCUUCCCGGUGCAGGCCACCCUCCACUUCUACAACGAUGGGUCCGACUCCGAGGACGGCGAGCCCGAGGAGGCCCGGGGGCCGGGGGCAGGAGGCCCAGGAGACACGGGACGAGGCCCAGGAGGAAGAGGCAGAGACCAGCCGACACAUCCCGCACCGCGAUCUGGGGGACAUGGGGAGCUCGGUGGUAAGGGGGGGCUCCCUCACGGUGACUCUCCGGGGGGUGCUGAGUGCUCCUCAUCCAAAUAACGGGGUCUCCCUCCCCCAGACUGCCUGGCGCGCACUCCCAGGGACAGCUGUGCCUGGAUGCGCGUGCCCCGGGCUCUGACCGUCUCUGGCCAGCAGUCCGCCCAGGCCCAGGGCCAGAGCUCUCAGCUCCCCGUCUGGGGCGGCUCUGCAGGGCGCUCAGA
Molecule: messenger RNA, 719 nt
Organism: Pipistrellus kuhlii (Kuhl's pipistrelle)
Lineage: Eukaryota; Metazoa; Chordata; Mammalia; Chiroptera; Vespertilionidae
Gene: RIPPLY3
Product: ripply transcriptional repressor 3
Exons: 4
Coding region: 1-558 (185 amino acids)
Biological process (GO): embryonic pattern specification; negative regulation of transcription by RNA polymerase II
Cellular component (GO): nucleus
Source: RefSeq, a predicted model, not a curated record